Molecule: messenger RNA, 2251 nt
Organism: Rhineura floridana
Lineage: Eukaryota; Metazoa; Chordata; Lepidosauria; Squamata; Rhineuridae
Gene: VOPP1
Product: VOPP1 WW domain binding protein
Exons: 5
Coding region: 895-1377 (160 amino acids)
Cellular component (GO): cytoplasmic vesicle membrane
Source: RefSeq, a predicted model, not a curated record
UGAGAGGCUGGAAAGAAUUCAUGGUGUGUGUUUUUAACCCACUCUGUAAAGCAGGUUCGGAUGUAGCUGCUUCCUUCGCGGGUUCUAACUAUAAAAGAAACCGUGUUAAGAGCUCCAGUGCGGCAACCGGCUGUGACACCCCGCCUCCCUCGCCCACCCCCUGAGCUGGUCUCCUUUUUCGGCGUCUUGCAUCCUCCCACUGCGCCUCCCCCGUUGCACGUCGCGCCUCUUCUUCCACCAUGUUUGGAGCUUUCCCGCCGAGGUAACAGGACAGGAGUCGGCGGGGCGGGGGCAGGCCGUGCCUGGCUCAGUCUGCAAGGCGGGGGCGGCUCCUUCCAGCUUCUUCGCGGCUUCGCUUGGGCCUUGUCUUUGUGCUUCUUUCAGGUGAUCGCGUUUGGAAUAAUCCUGGGCACUAGGAAGCGCCCCCUGGAGCAACAGCAGCCGCAGGCACCGGGAGAUCCAGCCCUCAGAUAGUUGCUAACCGGGAGGUGCCUUCUAGCUGAUGUGGAAGUGCUCAGCCCGGUCCUGACUCUCUUCCUCCGCUUCUGGAAAGCGAACGAUCUGAUCCGUGCGUACUCACUUCAGAAAUCCGUUUCAUAUCCCCAAGGGGGAAAAAAAAAGAAAUCCGGGGAUCUUUUUGUUUUGAGUCUGCCUCCGACCUUUAUUCGCCCCCUUUAUUCCCAGUCCAUCAGGAGAUCUGUCACAGUCCCCCUCCCCUUCGCAUCAGAGCAUUUUUAGUGCCGUUGCCUCCGGUACCCGAUUCACUACCGCCUCUUCUUUUCUGCGCUUUCGGAGAGGCAGGAUGCUGAGCGGGAUGGCUCUGCUGCUGACAGCUUCUAAGCGCAUCUAAGAAAGCAAGGACCGGGGGGAGACACCGGCUGAAGAAAGAGAGAAAUGAACCAUUUUCAGCAGGGGAUGUUAUUGCUGCUAUUCCUGGAGUAUUCAGAGGCCAAAAAGCAGUGCUGGUACUUUGAAGGGCUGUCUCCUACAUAUUAUAUAUGUCGCUCCUAUGAAGACUGCUGUGGUUUAAGGUGCUGCAUAAGGACUCUGUCUAUUCAGCGACUAUGGUAUUUUUGGUUCCUUCUGAUGAUGGGAGUUUUGUUUUGUUGUGGGGCGGGUUUCUUUAUCCGUCGGCGGAUGUAUCCUCCACCACUGGUUGACGAAACGACUUAUAAUGUGUCAUACACCCGGCCACCCAGCUCCACUGCUACAGGAACCCAGCAGCCAGGGGUGGCGUACUACACAGACCCAGAAGGAGCUAUGACUUACCAUGCCCAACCUAAAUCUGCACAAGUGAACCCAGUUUAUCCACCUCUACCUUCUUACUGCAAUACCCCACCCCCACCUUAUGAGCAGGCGGUGAAAUCCUCCACAUAAUCUCUCUGAGCUGCAGCAAACAGUGACUUAGGCAGAAGGGGGCAGGACUGGGAACAGCAGAUGACUUGCUAAUACUUCAGUGUCGUUUGCAUUAUUUGGACAGUGAUGGAUUUGCAGCACCGGGUGAAUUUUCUUCUGACAUCUUCAAAACAAGAGUGAAAGUCUUUAUAGUGCUUUUUAUUGGAAGCCGAUAUUUAAAUCCCAUACACUUUCUUUUUAAUUCUAAGACAUGUAUUAACGUAUUGAUGCAGCACAGUAUGGUAGUAAGCACAAAACUAUAUAUACCAGCCUAAGAACCCUGGAGUCAAUUGUAUUUUAAGUAUGGGAAAGGGGAGAGGUGGCAGACAUGGGGCAAGAGGUGAUGGCUGAACCAAUUGUAACAUGUAAGAUGAUGAACUGUGUUUCUUUAUAAAUCUCAGAAAAAUAGGAAGGGACUGGAUGAUGCAGACUCCAAGGAACACUGGUAAGAUGAAGCAUAACAAAUGGUUUCAUGUUGGGGAAAAAUUCAUCCCUCUGUUUCACUUGCACAAACAUUGGGUAGAACAAGAUUACACCAUCUCCACCUGUUGUCCAACCUGCCACCUUAAACCUGGCUUCCUUUAUUUUUUGCUAACCAUUUUUUUUUGGGGGGGGGAGGGGUGUCUUGUUGCCAGGAAUUAAAAUUGUAAUGUACUGUUGAUGAUGUGAACCUCAUAGAAACCUGUUGGUUUUUUUGUGGAAAGAAAAAAUGAUCAGGGCCAACAAUGACAUGCACAUGUAUAGCAACAAAGACCUGAUUGCCUAGGAAACUCUUCUUCCCUAAAGAGAAUUUAUGAAAUAAAAAGAGUACUGUUGGAAUGAGAUUUUGCUGCUGACUUGACCACUUUGCAUGACA